This is a messenger RNA of Anoplopoma fimbria (sablefish), 897 nucleotides long. RefSeq names its product protein phosphatase 1, regulatory subunit 3Db (gene ppp1r3db). Gene Ontology annotation, cellular component: protein phosphatase type 1 complex. Gene Ontology annotation, biological process: regulation of glycogen biosynthetic process. Lineage: Eukaryota; Metazoa; Chordata; Actinopteri; Perciformes; Anoplopomatidae. Bases 1 to 897 code for a protein of 298 amino acids. The record is from RefSeq and is a predicted model, not a curated record. Gene Ontology annotation, molecular function: glycogen binding; protein phosphatase 1 binding. The transcript has a single exon.
AUGGCCGGUUCUGGUGAAAAGAGCGGGACAACGCCUCAGUUCAUCAGCGGAUCCAGUAACAUGUGCUCCACUAGAACCACCACCAUUCGUCUUCGGGAUAUUUAUGAUCCCAAGCCUCAGCCUCCCAAAGCCCCGGUCCGGAUCCGCCCACCAGGUCCAAGGACCCCCUCAGCGAAGGAGCUCAACCUAAAGCAGGUCUCGCCCAGCGACCCUCCGACCAAGACGAUCAUGAGGAGACGAGCUCAGUCUCUCCCUUCGUCUGCAGAGAGAAAAAAAGAGCUCAGGAGCCUGCAGGUACGCUUUGUGGACUCGCUGGGCCUCGAGUUAGAGGACGUUAAGGUCUUCAAGGUUCAGGACCAACCCUUGAUACCUCAACAUGUUAUGUUCAGGCUACUGAUGAGCUCUGAGCUGGCUUUCAGCAAGUCAUUGGAGCUGUCCCUGCCUUACUUCAAACCUUGUUUCCCUGAAAACAUGGGGGCUCAGCCGGACUUCCUGAAGCGUCUCUGCACUCAGAGUGUGUGUCUGGAGCAGGUCCUGUGUUCAGAGCAGGGGAUUACAGGCACCAUACAAGUACUCAACUUAGCCUAUGAGAAACAAGUCACAGUGCACUACUCGUUCACCAACUGGAGAACACACACGGAAACCACAGCGUCCUGGGUGUCAAGUGUUCACAGCGGUGAGUGCGACGCUCCGGAGACAGAUGUCUUCAGAUUCCGUCUUCCUGUUCCUCCCUUUAUUUUGCAGCCAGGAGCCAUUUUGGAAUUUGCCAUUUGCUACCAUGUGAAAGGAUCUAAUCAUUGGGACAAUAACAACGGACGUAAUUACAAACUGUCUUGCCACAGUUACAAGGUGACCGUGCCGAGGGAGUGUGAGGACAGCAUGCUGCACUUCACCUGA